AUGCCUCCGCCGCGGCGGACCAAGAUCCCGCGGAAAGCGAAGGGAAAGAAGAAGCCACCGGCGAAGCCAGUUCGUCGGAGCUCGACGAGGAGCUCGAGCUAUUCCGAAAGUAGCUACGGCAGUGAUGGCAGUUCGUCCCCGGAACACUCGGACGAAGACGACCCCAAGGAGUACAAGAGGGGAGGUUAUCACCCGGUCAUGCCGUACCAGCUUUACAAUGCACGGUAUCGCGUGCUGUCCAAGCUGGGCGCUGGUGCAUUCUCGACUGUCUGGCUCUGCACGGAUGAGAAGGACUCCUCCCAAGAGCCACGGUUGAUCGCCAUGAAGGUGUGCAAGUCGAAGAAGAGCGUCACGGAGCAGGCUCAAGAUGAGGUCAUGCUACUCGAAAGGCUACAUGAGGACGGCAGCUCGCCACACGUGGUGAAGAUGCUGGACCACUUCUGGCACACCGGCACGAAUGGUCGCCACAAGUGCAUGACAUUCGAGGUGAUGGGGGAGAACUUGUUGGCGUUGGUCCGGCACCACAACUACGAGGGCCUUCCCCGAGACCUCUGUCGACGUCUGUCAAGGCACACGCUGAAAGGCUUGCAGCACAUCCAUGCGCGCGGUGUCAUCCACACGGAUGUGAAGCUCGAGAAUGUUCUCAUAUGCCGCCACGACAUGUCGGUGCUCGUGCAAGAGGCAUCCAGGGCUCAUCGAGCCUUCCAGGAGCAGAAGUCGGGCCUGGAGACUCUCUCAAAAAGCCAGAAGAAGCGAAUGAAGAAAAAGCAGAAAGCCAAGGACGCAAACAUCGCUGGCUCCGAAGACCCCAAGACAGAGGCUGCGGCAGAGGAGGUUGAGGCGGAGGUGGCCGAGGUUCCGCAGGCAGAGGUGGUGAACGGCGUGAACAGCGUGAACGGCAAGGGUAAGGGCGAUGGAUAUCCGAAGCCGGAAGGGGAGGUGCCAGCAGCUGGCAAUGUUCCGGGUGAGGCACCUCCGGGGCAGCCCAUACCUCCAAUCAGACAAAGAGAUCGUUUCGAGAACCUUCAGCUCGAGGAGACCUUCGCGAAGUUGGCGGAUUUUGGGAACGGCAUAAAGGCAAACAACCCGGUGACGGAUGACAUUCAGACGCGGCAGUAUCGAUCUCCCGAGGUAAUCAUUGGGGCCAAGUGGGACGAGACGGCAGAUGUCUGGAGUGCAGCCUGCAUGUUCUUCGAGCUGGCGACGGGCGACUACCUCUUCGACCCCAAGAAGGGGGAGGACUGGAAUCGGGAGGAGGACCACUUGGCCCUCAUCGCCGAGUUGCUCGGAGACCUGCCAACGAAGGAGUUUGCUUUGUCGGGGCGCUACUCCAAGGACUUCUUCAACAAUGCGGCCAAGCUCAAACACAUCAAGAAGCUGAAGAUGUGGCCUCUGGAGGGCGUCCUCCAGGAGAAGUACCGCUGGGAAGAGGCCGAGGCUCUGGAGAUGGCGGACUUCCUCCUGCCGAUGCUGACAUGGCAGCCGAGCCAGCGGCAAGCCGCUUCCGAGGCCUUGAAGCACGCCUGGGUGCAGCCGCGCAACGGCGAGACAGAUACCUGGCCCGUGCCUCAACGGUGCGAUGGCUUCGAGAAGACAGAACAGGUGUCCGAGAGCAUCCAGGAAGCGCCUGCAUCGCCUACCAGCCCCGAGCAGGUCUGA
Messenger RNA from Symbiodinium sp. CCMP2456, 1659 nucleotides. The record is from the annotation of a GenBank genome assembly. Lineage: Eukaryota; Dinophyceae; Suessiales; Symbiodiniaceae.